UGUCGACCCUACAACAACAGAAACACACAGAACAAAACAAGAUGGCGAGUGCUGGAACCACCAAAUCCAGUUCCACAGCCUUUUUUGUCUAUCCUGAAACGGGGCUUCGAAGGAAGCUAAAACUGAGGGAUGCGACGCCUAAAAAGCUGAAACAAGCUCUGAAGCUGCCGGGCUAUCCUGUCGUUCUUGUGGACACAGAGGAGGAGGAGGCGAUCUUCGUAGAUGGAGAUGGAAACGACAGUCUGUUCUCCGACUUAGCACCCAACAAACAGUACGAGGUCCAGCUUGAAGAGGUCGACACCACUGAAAUAGCUGAGAGAAGCUGUGAGAUUCCUGUGGACGAACUGCCACCAUUUCCAGCGAACGAGACAAACAAUGAAGAGCAGAACUCACCCAUACAUGAACAGGGCUGUAUGGAGCAGACACAGGACUUUACACAGCAGAUAGACAGGGUUAUACAGGGCCUUACAGAGGGGACGGAUACAGGAAUAUAUGUACAGGGCCGUACAGAGCAGACAGAUACAGGCGUACAUGUACAUGUGCUGGGUACAGAGAAGACAGAUACAGGCGUACAUGUGCCGGGUACAGAGCAGACAGAUACAGGCGAACCGGGCCGUACAGAGCAGACAGAUACAGGCAUACAGGGCCGUACAGAGCAGACAGAUACAGGCGAACCGGGCCGUACAGAGCAGACAGAUACAGGCGUACAUGUGCCGGGUACAGAGCAGACAGAUACAGGCGAACCGGGCCAUACAGGGCAGACAGAUACAGGCGUACAUGUGCCGGGUACAGAGCAGACAGAUACAGGCAUACAGGGCCGAACAGAGCAGACAGAUACAGGCAUACAGGGCCGUACAGAGCAGACAGAUACAGGCGUACAUGUGCCGGGUACAGAGCAGACAGAUACAGGCGAACCGGGCCGUACAGAGCAGACAGAUACAGGCGUACAUGUGCCGGGUACAGAGCAGACAGAUACAGGCAUACAGGGCCGUACAAAGCAGACAGAUACAGGCGUACAUGUGCCGGGUACAGAGCAGACAGAUACAGGCGUACAGGGCCGUACAGAGCAGACGGAUAAAGUUGCGGUGAAACGUACUGCGGAAAAUCGCUUUGUGUGUACGGAAUGCGACUACAGGGCAACCUCGAAGACUAACCUGGUGAAGCAUAUAAGGACACAUACAGGUGAGAAGCCCUAUAAAUGUGACAAGUGUGACUAUUCUGCCACACAGAAAGGCCAUUUAGACCAUCACAUCAAGGCUAAACACACUGGAGAGAAACCCUACAUGUGUGUGGUGUGUGGGUACAGGACUGCUGACGUGUCUGACCUAGCCGAGCACAUGUGGACUCAUACAAAUGUAAAACCCUACAAGUGUGACCAGUGCGACUAUUCUGCUGCGCAGAAAGGCAAUUUAGACCAACACAUCAUGGCUAAACACACUGAAGAGAAAUCCUAUAAGUGUGACCAGUGCGACUUUGCUGCUUCACUGAAAGCUGAUUUAAAGAAACACAAAAAGGCCAAACAUACAGAUGAGAAACCCUACAAUUACAAAUGUGACCUGUGCGACUACUCUACUACACAGAAAGGUACUUUAGACCGACACUUGGCUAAACACACUGGAGACAAACCUUACAAGUGUGAAGAAUGUGAGUACAGGACAGGGGACAGGUCUACUCUACUCGUACACAUGAGAACCCACACAGGUGAGAAACCCUAUAAAUGUGACCUGUGUGACUAUUCUGCUGCACAGAAAGGCCAUUUGGGCCAACACAUGGCUAAACAUACUGGAGAAAAACCCCACAAGUGUAGGGAGUGUGGACACAGGACAGCUUACAAGUCUGCUCUAACGCUACAUAUGAAGACCCAUACUGGUGAGAAACCCUACAAGUGUGACCAGUGCGACUUUUCUACGGCACGGAAAACCAGUUUAAAGGUACACAUGGCUAAACACACUGGAGACAAACCCUACAAGUGUGGAGAGUGUGAGUACAGGACAGUUGAGAAGUCUAGCCUAACCGUGCACAUGAGAACCCACACAGGUGAGAAACCCUACAAAUGUGACCACUGCGACUAUUCUGCUGCACAGAAAGGCCAAUUGGACACACAUAUGGUUAGGCACGCUGGAGACAAGGCCUUCAAAUGUGACCAUUGUGACUUUUCUGCUGCACGCAAACGACAUAUUGUUCAACACAGAGCUUUAAAACACACCGGAGAAAAACCCUACAUGUGUGAGGAGUGUGGAUUCAGGACAGGGUACAAGUCAACUUUUUUGAACCAUAAAAGAAACCACACUGGGGAAAAACGCUACAAGUGUGACCAGUGCAACUUUGCUACUAUGCACAAAGGCAACUUAGUCGUGCACAUGGCAAACCACACUGGAGACAAACCCCACAUGUGUGACCAGUGCGGCUUCAGGACAGCUUACAGUUCUGUUCUAACCAAGCACAUGAGAACCCACUCUGGUGAGAAACCCUUUAAGUGUGACCUGUGCGACUUUUCUUCCGCGUGGAAAGACGAACUAAAAAAACACAUGGCCAGACACUCAGGAGCAAAACCCUACAUGUGUGAGGAGUGUGGAUACAGGUCGGCUGAUAGCUCUAAUUUCUGCAGGCAUAAGAAAACACAUUCUGGUGAGAAACCUCAGAAAUGUGACCAGUUGCAAUACAACCAAGAACCACCUUGGUUCAACUCAGGUCCUGGCGACCAGUUCAACCCAGGUCCUUGGUUCAGCUGAUACAACUCUGUACUAUCAUGAAAGUUCAUCUGUGUUGUUAGUUACAUGUUUGAAGUUAAAACUUUUGGUCCAACACAAAGAAGUUCUCUCA
Branchiostoma belcheri (Belcher's lancelet) is the source of this 2823-nucleotide messenger RNA. Its product is annotated as zinc finger protein 665-like. The transcript is spliced from 4 exons. The record is from RefSeq and is a predicted model, not a curated record. Gene Ontology annotation, cellular component: nucleus. NCBI's taxonomy places the organism in Eukaryota, Metazoa, Chordata, Leptocardii, Amphioxiformes, Branchiostomatidae. Gene Ontology annotation, biological process: regulation of transcription by RNA polymerase II. Gene Ontology annotation, molecular function: RNA polymerase II transcription regulatory region sequence-specific DNA binding; DNA-binding transcription factor activity, RNA polymerase II-specific. Bases 42 to 2732 code for a protein of 896 amino acids.